This is a messenger RNA of Limulus polyphemus (Atlantic horseshoe crab), 1555 nucleotides long. Its product is annotated as metabotropic glutamate receptor 2-like. Gene Ontology annotation, cellular component: membrane. The transcript has 3 exons. Lineage: Eukaryota; Metazoa; Arthropoda; Merostomata; Xiphosura; Limulidae. The record is from RefSeq and is a predicted model, not a curated record. Gene Ontology annotation, molecular function: group II metabotropic glutamate receptor activity. The coding region runs from base 219 to 1496 and encodes 425 amino acids. Gene Ontology annotation, biological process: regulation of synaptic transmission, glutamatergic; G protein-coupled glutamate receptor signaling pathway.
UGGGCUAAGACGGGUUCAGAGUGAUGUAUGAAAGACGUAUCUGUCAGUUGAUAUCCACAGGCUAACGCGUAAUGGGGUGAUACAAAAUCGUGCUGAAACACUGAUGUUAGACCCCAGUGGCAUACCAAUUGAUCAUUACCAGCGGCCUGAGGCAACAUGGCUUACUGUCACGGUUGCUUUAUCGAAUGGCUGCUUAGAACAUAGUUCGAGCUAAGAAGAUGACAAUACUUCACCUCGCUUCUCGAAAGAAGGCGUUGCUGUUUGCUGUGAAUGCUAUAAACGUAAUUUUGACAUCGACUGCCCAGUCCUCAGAUUCGAACUUCAGUUUACUAGACGUUGCUAUCCAAGAUCCUACAAUGACACUGAAAGACAACAAUAGUGAGUGUUUGGAAGAAUGGUGUGAAUUGAGAAACUCUUCAACAAGUGACUUCUUAUGGCUGCGAGAUGACUUAUGGAUUGUUCCCCUUAUUGUUCUAUCGUCUUUAAAUGUCAUUGUAAUAAUUUGUUUUGAAGUUUAUGUGCUUUACAAGGUGCACGGAACGACAUCUAUUCGGAGACACCUAUUCCUUGGGCAGUUGUUACUUCUAGGUUUGUUCUUCUGUUCGAUCACAGGCUUUGCUUUCGUACCAAGAGCCCACUGGAUUACCUGCACUGUGAUUCGUAUUGGGUUGGGAUUAGCGUACACUUUAGUGUUCGCAACGCUACUGGUGAAACUUGUGUUCCUGCUCAGCCUUCACGCAGGUGUUUAUCUUCCAGCAUCCUACCAAGGGUUCUUACUUUUCUUUAUAUUAAUUGUACAGGUUGUAAUUGACGUACAAUGGCUUGUACAGCGCUCCACAACGGAUUUUAUAAGUCGAACUGCAAUCACCAAUUGUGACAGCAGCGUUUCCAAUAUACUGUUGACUCUUAUUUAUCCCAUGUUUUUAAUUUUCUCCAUCACGAUUCUGUCUAUUAAAGCCAGAGGAAACCACGAGAAUCACCGAGAAGCUUUGUUUAUUGGAAUCGCUAUUGGGUUCACAAUUCCCCUGUGGGUUAUUUGGCUUCUAUUCGCUUUGGCAACAGAACCAAGUUACCACGAUGCCUCGAUGGGAUUUGGAAUUGUCUUUAAUGCCACUAUAAUUUUCCUGGUAAUGUUCUUGCCGAAAGGACGUCAGUUAGCGGCUAUGGAACGGAGUGGUCUUUGUCCAGAGGAUCCUAACAUUUUAUCUUCACCCAAUCCUUCGAUCUACACGCCCUCUUUACUUCACAUCCAACCACCCAUCAUGUCGCUGAAGAAACAGAGCACAGUUUAUAAACCUGCAACCAUCACCACACCUACUACGCAAGAUCGAGUUUUAUACCUAUCGCCACCUCUUGGCCGAGUUUGGAAGUAUAGCUAUCCAGUAGUUCCACAUUUACCAGUCCCCCCUCUAGAAGACGCUUAUUUCUACCAAGGGGAGAGAAGAAAGACAUCAUUUAAUCCAAAUAUGAUAUUUUUCAGGGCACCUCUAUACUGAUGGGGUUGUGAACGGUAGGUUUCACAGACCCCCUAUCCGACAUCAUUAUUGUAUGGUAG